Molecule: messenger RNA, 357 nt
Organism: Sphenostylis stenocarpa
Lineage: Eukaryota; Viridiplantae; Streptophyta; Magnoliopsida; Fabales; Fabaceae
Source: the annotation of a GenBank genome assembly
AUGAUGGGAGAGAAGAAAGUGUUGGGUCUUGUGGUGCUAGUUAUGGCCUAUGGUUUGGCAGUAACAAGACUCACAGAAGCACAAGUUCCUGAAACAUGCAAUGGGUAUGAACCUUUACUUUUCCAAUGUGUGCCUUAUUUGGUUGGUUCAGGAUUAGAUCCUCCAACUCCUCAUUGUUGUGAUGGAGCAAGAGUGGCGUUUCAAAGAGCUAACAAUGAUGAAGCUGUAAAAAAUCUUUGUGGUUGUCUGGUUGAUGCUGGUCCAUAUUUGAACUUUGUGCCUCAGAAUUUGGUACAACUUCCAGCAGCCUGCAACAUUCAACUUUCCUUUUCUAUGGAUCAUUGUAUACGUGGUUAG